AUCUGGCCUUGAUUAGCGAGAAGAUAAAUACGAGAUUUUUUUCUCGUUGUCUGACGAGGAGGAGAUCAAGAGAGAGAGAGAGGCAUCCAAUCCAUCUCGUCGGCAGCCGCAAUCCCGCGUUGUAACGAAGGGGACAGGCGAUGGAAGCCAACAACAUCCAAAGCUUCAAAGCCUUGGCGACGAAUCAACCUAGGCUAGGCUAGGCUAGCAUCCCCAGCCAAAAGGACCUCCCAAUCCCAAGCGGAGACCACAAAUCACAAGAGGAAGAGGGGGAUCUCCAAUCGCCGGAUCGGAGGAAAUCAUCGUCUUCCUUCCCGCCCGCCACCAUGAGCUUCAUCUUCGGCAAGAGGAAGACCCCAGCCGAGCUGCUGCGGGAGAAUAAGCGGAUGCUGGACAAAUCCAUCAGGGAGAUUGAGAGGGAGAGGCAGGGCCUGCAGGCCCAGGAGAAGAAGCUCAUCAAUGAGAUCAAGAAGAUGGCCAAGCAGGGACAAAUGGGAGCUGUGAAAGUUAUGGCAAAGGACCUUAUCCGCACAAGGCAUCAGAUCACAAAAUUUUAUGCUCUGAAGUCCCAGCUACAAGGCGUAUCUCUUCGCAUUCAGACGCUGAAAUCAACACAGGCAAUGGGAGAAGCUAUGAAGGGUGUCACUAAGGCCAUGGCACAAAUGAACAGGCAGAUGAAUCUACCAGUGCUGCAGAAGAUAAUGCGGGACUUUGAGAUGCAGAAUGAGAAGAUGGAGAUGGUUAGCGAAGUGAUGGGCGAUGCCAUUGAUGACGCUUUGGAGGGUGACGAGGAGGAGGAAGAAACAGAAGAACUUGUCAACCAAGUCCUUGACGAAAUAGGCAUUGACAUCAACUCAGAGCUUGUCAAGGCUCCUGCGACCGCAGUUGCUAAGCCAGCUGCAGCCGGAAAAGUUGCUGCCCAAGCUGAAGCCGCAGGUGGGGCGGAUGGUGGAAUAGACGAUGACUUGCAGGCACGGCUUGAUAAUCUGAGGAAGAUGUGAUCAUUGGAGUCUGACAAAAUAUCCCAACACUUUGUUUGUAGUUUUGUACCAUAUAUACAUAGCCAUUUCGGCAAUCUUUUUCACAUCUCAUUUGCAGUAUGGAUGGGCGACAUCGACCAUUGUAUAUAUUUUGUACCACUCAUUAGGCCUUGCGUUCUCUUCAUAAUCCCAUUGAGUGUUGAGGGUAUGUUCUACUUAUGGUACUGACUUGGUGUACGUUUGACUUAUUUGGUGAUGGAAGAAUUCGGAGAACAUGCAUAUUACUUGCUGAA
Molecule: messenger RNA, 1273 nt
Organism: Phragmites australis (common reed)
Lineage: Eukaryota; Viridiplantae; Streptophyta; Magnoliopsida; Poales; Poaceae
Product: vacuolar protein sorting-associated protein 2 homolog 1-like
Exons: 5
Coding region: 327-1001 (224 amino acids)
Biological process (GO): protein transport; endosome transport via multivesicular body sorting pathway; late endosome to vacuole transport
Cellular component (GO): multivesicular body; ESCRT III complex
Source: RefSeq, a predicted model, not a curated record